Molecule: messenger RNA, 5295 nt
Organism: Bombyx mori (domestic silkworm)
Lineage: Eukaryota; Metazoa; Arthropoda; Insecta; Lepidoptera; Bombycidae
Gene: Hsf
Product: heat shock factor-d
Exons: 10
Coding region: 192-2129 (645 amino acids)
Biological process (GO): regulation of DNA-templated transcription
Molecular function (GO): DNA-binding transcription factor activity; sequence-specific DNA binding
Source: RefSeq, a predicted model, not a curated record
GCUAUGUAGUUACGUAAAAAUUGCGUUAGUGUGCGUUGUAAUCUUUUCGGAAUAUUUUAGUUGUGUGUGUUUAUAAUUAAAAUGGCGAUCUGAGCAGUGUAUUGCCGAACUUGAUAAUUUUCUUAAAAAAUACCGUGAGAUAAUUUGAAGACUUUACAUUUUAUGUGAUUUCAGUAGAAUUUAUUUAAAAAAUGCGUUCCGUUGUCGAAAUUGGGGCAAGUGUCCCUGCGUUUCUUGGGAAACUGUGGAAAUUGGUUAAUGAUUCUGAAACAAAUCAAUUGAUAUCUUGGAGUCCGGGUGGAAAGACGUUUGUCAUAAAAAAUCAGGCAGAUUUUGCUAGAGAACUUUUACCACUGUACUACAAACACAACAAUAUGGCAAGUUUUAUAAGACAACUUAACAUGUAUGGAUUUCAUAAAAUAACAUCUGUUGAAAAUGGCGGCUUGAGAUAUGAAAAAGACGAAAUAGAGUUUUCGCAUCCCUGUUUUAUGAAAGGACAUGCAUAUUUGUUGGAACAUAUUAAAAGAAAAAUUGCAAUUCCAAAAUCUGUUGUAACAAGCAAUGAAAGUGGUGAAAAAAUUUUGUUAAAGCCUGAGCUUAUGAAUAAAGUUUUAGCUGAUGUGAAACAAAUGAAAGGAAAACAAGAAAGCCUCGAUGCCAAAUUUAGUGCAAUGAAACAAGAGAAUGAAGCACUAUGGAGAGAAGUCGCUAUUUUGCGGCAGAAGCAUAUCAAACAACAGCAAAUAGUGAACAAUCUCAUUCAAUUUUUGAUGUCAUUGGUGCAACCAGCAAGACCCCCUAAUACUAACGGCAAUAAUGUUGGAGUCAAGAGACCAUAUCAGUUGAUGAUAAAUAAUGCCGCUCAUAAUUCUGCCACUGAAAGCUCUUAUCCAGGAAGAUUAAAAAAUAUUAAGCUAGACAAGGAUCCUUUAUUGGAGGAGAUAAGUGAUGAAAAUUUGGAGGAUGGACCUACAAUACAUGAAUUGGCACAUGAUGACAUACUGCAAAAUGAAUCCUCCCAAGAUGCCAUUGACCCUACAUUCUUUGUAGCUACAGAUUUGAAUAAUAUCACUGAUAAUCAAAAUGUAGCAAACCCAUUAUCCAAUAUUCAAUACCAUGUCACCAUGGAAGACGGUGAUGAUAUUGAAUCAGGAGGCAAUAAAAUCGCAUAUCCUGUCAAGAGUAAUAGACUACGAUUCAAUGAGGAUUUGCCAGUAAUUACUUCCCCAUCUCCAACUCAGGGUAAACCUUCAUCACCUUUAAACCAGAGUCCAGCGAUUAAUAAUGUAUUUACGAUUACACCAAGCACUUCAAAGACCAAACCUCGUAUCAAGACUACUAGUUCCAAUACUAGAAGCUUAAUAUCUCCCAGCAGUUUCAACCCGUCUGCUGAUUUUAAGCUUCCAGCUGAAAUAUUUGCAAGUGAUGAUUCUGUAAGUGAUGUGGGGAUACUGACUGCUGAGGAAACAGGAAUAGAAAAUAUACUUCAGGAUGUUGAUGAGGACCCAAUGGUAUCUUCAACUAAAGACAAAAUGUUGGGUGGUAUUAACAUAAAAGUAGAAAAAGUAAAUGAAGGACUUAAACCUUCCAAAAAGUCUAAGAAGUCCAAUAAAGACGACACACAGAACAUUAACUUAGCGGCAAUCAAGACUGAGCUUCAAGAUGAUUUUGAUUGGAACAAUAUGACUCUUGCAACAGUGAACAAUAAUACGAACAACAAAAUAAACAGAUUCCAAACAAGGAAUAGGAGAGAUAACAUCAGCAAAAAUUGGGAAGAAUACUCUUCUCAUUUUGGAACAAAUUCUAACAAGAAUGACCUUGACGAUCAUUUAGACGCAAUGCAAUCGGACCUUGAAUCGUUAAGAGAACUACUGCGAAGCGACAGUUAUGCUUUGGAUACUAAUACUUUAAUGGGGACGGCCGAACAAAAUGAUGUACGAGAUGAAAUCAAUAGGUUCCGUUUUCACCCUUUCGAGUUAUUCGGAUCGGACGAUCCAUUUUACGGCUUAUCGUACAACCCCGCCGACGAAAGGGCGAAAACAUCUAACAAUGUUGAUACAACCAAACAGUAUCCGAUGAUUGAUUUUGAUUGGCUGAUUGGUAACAGCGAAGCCUCACCAGCAAAAUAGAAAGCUGGCUUUCUUCAUUGUCAAGAUGUUUGCACUGGUGUGCACGUCCAGUACUCGUUCUCGUCAUGUGUUGGAUGUACUCGGUAAAGGGUUAAGGAUAGUCAUGCGAAGAGGUUACCUAAUGGUGUUGCAGCAAAAGUGACAUUGUAAAUCUAUGUUCGGUAAUUGUUGGCGAAUAACAACGGAUGGGGUAGUCGACUAGCGGCGUGUUUAUUAUUAAAGUAUCAUAGACUUAGUGAUGAUAAAAAUAGAAUGAACUUAGAAAAUAAAUUUGUGGUACAAGUUAUUCAAUUUUACCGUAAGGAUUAAAUGGAUACUAAAAUUGUUAUUAAAAUGAAACAAAAACACAAUACGAAGCAACUACACGGUGAUCACGUUUGUUGCGACAUUUUAUCUGAUUACUUUACCUAAUCUGACAACAAUAAUAGUAUACUUUACCAUAAUAUGUCGUGUAUAAAUUUGUAAUAUUCUGUUAUUAAUUAAAGCAAAGAAGCAGAAAGGUGAUAUAUCGAAUCUGUGCAGUGACGAGAACCGUGCCGAGCAGUUUAUAGAAGACGAUGGUAGUAACCAUAUCUUUUAUAUAACGCUGAUGUAGUAUUUUGAAUAAAUUAUUGCAAUUUUGCACAGUUUACAAGUAGAAAAUGAAUGCCCAGUUUGUACAGCUACAAAAAAUAUCGGCUGCUUUCCUAACCUCUGCUCGUCACUCGCCAAUUGAUAAAGAGAACAAGCACAACUGGCAGUAUUUGUUUAUUUUCAAACUGUUACAAACUAGUAUAUUUACUAUAUACAUUCUAUAUUUUUGGUAAUUUUUUUCACUUUCAACAAUUUUUUUAGAUAAUACUAGCAGUUGUGUAAUUAUUCUGGGUAUUAAGUAGUUUGGAAGUAUAUAUUGUACGUAGUAUAUCGAUAUCACUGAAGUAGCUGAUUAUAAAUUUAUUUAAUUGUAGAUUUCUUGUAAUGAUUGAAAAAAAUACAAAAAUAUAUAUAUAAAGGAGCAUUCUGAUUACCAUUGCUUAGCUAGGCUCCUACUUUAAUGUAGUCUAUUUAAUAUUAAAAUUUAAGUUGAUAUUUAGGUAUAUAUUAUAACAUAGAGUAAAAGUAAAUUGUUACAAAGUGGAUUUAGAACUCCUAUUAGUAAUAAGAUUAUAUUUUGCUCUCAUAUAUUAUUGUGUUGUGGUAUAAAAUCCUUUUACAAUUUUAUCAUAAUGCUUCUAUUACUGCAUGAAUAUUUUAUUUGUUUAUACAAUUAUAUUUUGUCUACAAAUUGAAUGACUUAGGAUUUAAGUUCAGUUUGCGGCUUUUUUUUUUUAAAUUCAUUAUUACAUUGUAUUUCCCCUUAUGUGGAUUUUGUUUAUUUGCGAUCUAUAUAAUGUUAUAUCUGCUGCUCGAGCUAUACACAGCUUGCAAUGAGUUAAUUUUCAUCUGCAAUACCAUUGCAGUUUAUUAUAAGACAAGAAGCUUCACAGAAGACAUCACCGAUACAAUUCCUAUUAUUUAAUUAAACAUUUUGGGAACGUUUCAGUUGAAGGGAAUCAGCUUAUCUCGUAUACAGGAAAUAUUCCAGACUUUGAGGAUAUAAAUAUGCCAGAUUUAGAGAGUGAAAACUCUCAGGAAGGUUGUUUAUCACCUGAAGUCAGCAGCUCGACGCUCAAUACUCCUCAGGUGCAGGUCAGAUCACCUUCCUUUAAUCUCAAACCAUGAAGCAAGGUUAACUGGAAACACCUCAUGAGAAGCGGUCUUCAAAAAAGUGACACAAUGUCAAUUAUGAACUAAAGUAUAAUAGUGAUGAGUGUGUUGAAAAUAACGGACUAAUAACAUGGGUAUGUGGGAAAAUGUUCAAGACUGUUCUCAAUGUAUUAUGGGUAUAUCUUGUAAUAUUUUACCAAUACAGCAUCUUAUAUUAUUAUUGCUUAAACGGGAAACGUUUUAGCAGUUUUGUAUUGUAUUACAUAGUUUUUCUGUUUGAUAGAAUUGCGAUUUCUCUUUAAUCAGCUAAUGAAUUAGUAUUGUAGUGUGUACGUACUGCGUAAUAACGUGAUAACUCUCAAUAAAUUGCUGCUUUGGUGCCUUAAAAUAAAGAUUAUAUAAUAUCAAACUUUAUAUGAGUAGUCUGUAGAAAUAUAAAAAUAUGUCAAGUUUACAAUAUCCAGUAGCAAUGUGUACAUUUUGUAUUAUAAUAUGUAACUAUGUAAAGCUUUUGUAUUCAUAGCGUUUGACAAAACAGCAAAACUUCAGUGUGUAGAUAAGGAUUAACUUUAGUAGCAAUUUCACUUAUACAAAUUUGUACAUAUGUAUCCAUAGUGUAAAUUAACUGCGCGGUAAGAUUGCCUCGUAUUUGAAAGUCGACAGCUGCAAAGCUUCACAAAAAGAACUGAUGAUUGUUGUUCGAUGUCUAAAGAAUUAUUUUUGUUUGUUAUACAAUUGUGAUUUAUUUUAGUUUUUUUUUGCAGUAUGACUGCCGAUUUGUUUAAAAAAGUACCAUUCGCAUAAAUAUAUUUAUAUACAAAAUAAUGUAUUUAGUUAGCAUACCAGGGUUUGUAUGUGCGAUGAUGGUAAAUAUUAAUAAAAAACCCAAAAUGUAAUUUGGCACAGGAAAAUAUUUUUUUGUUGUUAAAAUGAAACUGAAUGUUAUCAAAUGUGUAUUUAUUAUAAAUACGUUUUAAACGUUCAUAACCUGCACUGCCUAUACGUUGUAUGAAAUCAGUAAAAGUAUUAUGUGCAUUUUUAUUCACCCCAUGCUCGUUAAGAGCUUCUCCUUUUUCAAAGGCAGUAAUAAUAAUUUAUGUGGUGAUUUUCAUCCAAGCACAUCAUUGAUCAAUCUGGUCUCGAACCCAAAGUUAAUUUUAAUACAUGUUUUUCAAGCUAUUAAAUAUUUUUAUAUUAACAUUGCAUUAUAACCUAAAUAAAUGUGCUAUUCCAGAUUUAGUCCAUGAAAAAUUUAUUUCUAUGCAAAUCUGUUAUGUUUAGACCCUGAUUAUCUACAUUUGUUAUUGUGAUGAUGAUUACUAUUUUACAACUCGCGUAUAAAAAUUAAGACUAAAAUAAAAUUUGUCUAUAGGAACAAAGUAAGAUAACAUAAGCUAUCCUUAAGAAAUAUAUCUUAUAUCAUUAUUGAUAAGUUAUUUUUAAAUUGAAUGUAAUAUGAGUAUUAAAAAAAAACAUUUUA